Trichechus manatus latirostris (Florida manatee) is the source of this 3676-nucleotide messenger RNA. RefSeq names its product RAB29, member RAS oncogene family (gene RAB29). The record is from RefSeq and is a predicted model, not a curated record. Gene Ontology annotation, molecular function: GTPase activity; GTP binding. Gene Ontology annotation, cellular component: lysosome; late endosome; Golgi apparatus. The transcript is spliced from 5 exons. Gene Ontology annotation, biological process: endosome to lysosome transport; phagosome-lysosome fusion. Bases 382 to 996 code for a protein of 204 amino acids. Lineage: Eukaryota; Metazoa; Chordata; Mammalia; Sirenia; Trichechidae.
GUGGGAGCAGGGCCCCCGUCUUCUGGCCCUAACCUUGAAAUAAGCUGAGCCGGCUUCAGUCGCCCACUGGAGUCGCACGGGGGAAGUCCGGGUGGUGAGGCACCGCGGUGUCUCCUCCCGUUUCUCGGCAGCCGGGCCGAGAGUGGCAGGAGGUGCCUACAGCCGGGGGGCUCAGAGCCGAGCCCUGUGCCCCACCCAGGCUGCGGCCGCGGGGGAGGAAGCGCGUAUAAGUUGAGUGCAAAGUUUCCUUUUUUGUUUUCUCGUUAGUGCCGCCCCAGAGGCGGUGAGCGGGAAUGCCUAACCUGAGUUUGUAGAGCGUCUGGAGCUAGAGGGGUUAAAACACUUCCCACCUCCCCAAAACGCUCACCCCGCUAGCCCGCCAUGGGCAGCCGCGACCACCUGUUCAAAGUGCUGGUGGUGGGGGACGCCGCAGUGGGCAAGACGUCGCUGGUUCAGAGAUAUUCCCAGGACAGCUUCAGUAAACACUACAAGUCUACGGUAGGAGUGGAUUUUGCUCUGAAGGUUCUCCAGUGGUCCGACUCAGAGAUGGUGCGGCUCCAGCUGUGGGAUAUUGCAGGACAGGAGCGCUUCACCUCUAUGACACGACUUUACUAUCGGGACGCCUCUGCUUGUGUUAUUAUGUUUGAUGUUACUAAUAGCACUACGUUUAGCAACAGCCAGAGAUGGAAACAGGACCUGGACAGCAAGCUCACACUGCCCAGUGGUGAGCCCGUGCCCUGCCUGCUCUUGGCCAACAAGUGUGAUCUGUCCCCUUGGGCAGUGAGCCGGGACCAGAUUGACCGGUUUAGUAAAGAGAAUGGUUUCAUAGGUUGGACAGAAACAUCAGUCAAGGAGAACAAAAACAUUAAUGAGGCCAUGAGAGUCCUCAUUGAAAAGAUGAUGAGCAAUUCCAGAGAAGAUAUCAUUUCUUUGUCCACCCAAGGGGACUAUAUCAAUCUGAAAAACAAAUCCUCCUCCAGCUGGUCCUGUUGUUAGGAGUGUUUGGCUUGUUUUUCAUCCCAGUUUGAGGAGGUCUUUCCAGCUCUUCCCUUUGGAUGCCCACCCAGCAGUUUUAUUUGGUACAUUUGAACAUGCCUCAAAACCAUCAGUUGGCUUAUAGCAGCUGUCCAGUAAGGAGGCCCAUCAUCAUUUUAUGAAGACACCUGGGACCCGUGUGUAUUUCUGCAUCUCCUGAAAUUAUCUCAGCCCUGCUGCUGACUCACAUGGCUGAGUUAGUGCCUUCUGAUUAAGGAGGAUCACCUCAUCCCCAAUUGGUUAUCUGGAAUUUUGUGGGAGGGAUUAGAAAUCAGCAUCUGUGUUUUAAAGAUCGUAAUGCUCAGCUGCUUUUGACCUGAUUUUUCCAUUUGAUGGAUGUUAAUAUCAUGACAUCAGAUGGAGGGUGUGGGUGGAGAUCAAGUGUCAUUUCCCAAAUUCUAGGUCAUUGCUUUCAGAUUCUUUCUGUCUUGGAUUUUGAAUUUAAAUAUCUGAUUCCAGGAUGCAGAAGGAGGAGGCUAGACAUCUGUGGGUUUGGGGCUACUGGAGGUGGCCCGGAAGUCACUGUGUUUUUGAAGCUUCUAGAGUCAUAAUUAGCUUCCUCUUGUCUUGGCUUCAAGAAUAGUCAAGCUUUUAAACUACCUAUGUUGUAUGAUGAGAGCAUUUCUUUCCACAAAGAAAUUAACCCUGCCAGUGGUGUGGGGCAGGGUUUGCAGGUUUCUGGGUUGGUGUGCUUAAUACAUAGUGCUGCAAGUGACAUCACCUGGCUGUGGCGCUCUGGAAUAGAUCUGUAGGCGGCUCUGGGAAUUGAAAGGAAGAGGAAGAGGGAGGGGUUAACAGAACUGAUUCCUUGCUUAUGAGCCAUUUGGGCGGUUAGUACUUAACAGCCAUAAGAAACAAAUAUUACGUACGAUCCUAGCCGGGGGGUGGAGAGUGGAUAGAUAGAAAAUCAUCAGGUAAUUUAAGUGCUAAAUUGAGCAGGGUUUUCAGUAUCAAAUCACUUCCAGUCAGUUUAAUUUGGUAAAUUCUCUAUAGGAUGGUGAUUUAUACCCUACCCAGAGUUAUGAACAUUCUUAGUGAACUCAGAGGCCUAAGGUUCUUUGAUAGGCCUUAGAUAAGUGUCCUAAGUCAGUGGUUCCCAAAUCUAGCUGAUCAGAACCACCAGGGAAGUUUGUAAAAUACAUAAAUAAAUACAAUUGUUUAAAUAAAAUAUUUUAAGAUGUCUGGGUCUCAGCUACAAACCUAUGGAAUCAAAAUUGCCAGGGGUGAAACCCAGGAGUUUGUUUUGUUUCACAGCUCCCCAAGUGGUUUUGGUCAGCCUGGCUUGUAAACCAUUGCUGGGGAACUGAAAUGAGCCUGGGCCUCUGUAUUCUCUGUUAAUUCUCCAGGUGCUUCUGAUACACACCAGACUUUGAAACCCACUGUCCUGAAAGACAAAUCAGAGACCAAACAUCAGAAGGAGAAUGGGAACCAAGCUUCCAUGUUGGGUUUUUAAAAAAUGCCAUUUAUUACUACUUUUGCACAGUCUUUUUGAGACCUUAAAGUUCUUUUUCAUAUUACUAUUUUCAGGUAGGGUUUUGAUUGCGAUGAUUUUGAAGAUACUAGUAACAAAUUCCCUUUAAUGUAGGAGAAAAUUGAUUUUUUAUUCACUGGUUUGAACCCCUGCAAAAUCACAAAUAAAUGGGAAGCAAGUCUUGUGUUUGUGCUAGUUAUGGGCAUUUAAUAUCAGUUUGUGGAAGUGCAUUUUAUACUGAUAGUUCAAGAGUAUCGUGGAAACAGAGCUUAAAAAAAUAACCUUCUUCAAGAAUGAAGUAAGUAUCAUCCUGUUUAUCUGUUAAUUUACCAGUACCAGUUGCCUUGUACUAAUUCGCUACUUGAUGUAACAUCCCAGAUACUGCUUAGAAAUGUGACCAUUUUAAUAAAUUAAAUUUGCUUUCUGUUCCCAUUUGCUGACUCAGGAUUUUUACCUGUCUUUUCAAGCAUUGCUGGAGGCUGGCUGUCAGCUUGUCUGGCUUUUCUCUCCCAGUUGGUGAACAUUACGGGCCUGAAACUAAUUAAAGAAGGAAUUGAAAUAUAACUAAUUCCUCUCUAUCGCCCUAUCCAUAAAGAAAAGAGAAAGCAAUUAAGAUAAGGAAGAAAAGAAAUCUUUACAUGAUUAGAAAUGUGAUUAUACUAAAAAUAAUUAGGCCCUAUCAUUUGGGUGCUACCUCUUAGGUAAAAUUGUUUGGAACAUGGAUAUUGUUGUAACCCUUCCCUAGAGAAGUUUUCAUAUUUUAGACAAAGUGCGCCUCCAACCACUCAGCUGGUCUCUGGCCAAAAAGAAAACAUGUAUUCCCAGCAGAGUGUUCUGAGAGACCCAAGGAAGGGCUGUGAACAGAGCUGUGGGGUUGUGACUGCCAUGGCUUCUACUUAGAACAGAAUUGCUGAGUGACCAAGCAGGGAAAAAGAGAGAGAGAUGCAGGGAAGGCCCCUAAGCAGUAAGUAAUGGGCCAAAAUUAUUCCAAGAUGAUUUCCCUAAUACACUUCCCUAGCUAUUGCUAAGGUGUGAUUGGGUUCUUCAUUGUGUGUGUGUGUGCAUAUGUGGUAAAAAUAUAUAUAACAAAACAUUUGCCAGUUCAGCAAUUUGUACAUGAAUGAUUCAGUGGCACUGAUAACCAUUACCACUGUGCUUUUCCAAAUUAUU